UCUCUCUCUCUACUCUCUGAACUCUCUCUCUCUCUCUCUAAAGUCUCUCUCUGUCUAAGCAGAAGCAGCUUCAUUUGGUUCUCACCAUGGCUGGAAAAAAGAGAAGGAAGCUGAAAUCGUUAGCUGAAACGGUUGCUGAAAAUAAAAGGAUGACAAUGAAAGAGAAGAAAGAGAAAUUGGAGCUGCAGACUUGGUCUGACCUUCCUACGGAACUCUUGGAAUUGAUUAUCUCCCGUCUAACCCUAGAGGACAACGUUCGUGCCUCCAUUGUUUGCAAGAGAUGGCACUCAGUUGCAAUCUCCGUCCGGAUAGUAAAUCAAUCACCAUGGCUUAUGUACUUCCCAAAGUAUGGUAACUUGUAUGAAUUUUAUGACCCGUCACUCCGCAAGACACAUUCCAUUGAGCUGCCCGAGUUGAAUGGGUCUAGGGUUUGCUACACUAAAGAUGGCUGGUUGUUGCUAUACAGACCCAGAUCUCAUCGCAUGUUCUUCUUUAACCCUUUUACCCGCGAAGUGAUUAAAUUGCCCAGGUUUGAGUUGACUUAUCAGAUUGUUGCCUUCUCUUGUGCCCCAACAUCUAGCAGCUGCAUGCUUCUUACAGUUAAGCACAUCAGUCCCACAAUUGUUGCUGUUAGCACUUGCCAUCCUGGGGCAACAGAGUGGGUUACUGUUAAUUACCAAAAUCGUUUGCCCUUUGUUAGUAGUAUUUGGAAUAAGUUUGUUUUCUGCAAUGGACUUUUCUAUUGUCUGAGUCUCACUGGCUGGAUAGGAGUCUUUGACCCACUGGAACGUACUUGGAAUGUUCUUGCUGUGCCUCCACCCAAAUGCCCCGAGAAUUUUUUUGCCAAAAAUUGGUGGAAGGGCAAAUUUAUGGCAGAGCAUGAAGGGGAAAUAUUAGUUAUUUAUACUUGUGCUAGUGAAAACCCUAUUAUGUUUAAGCUGGAUCGGAUAAACAUGGUAUGGGAAGAGAUGAAAACCCUUGAUGGAGUCACAAUUUUUGCGAGUUUCUUGUCAUCUCAUUCCAGAACUGACCUUUCUGGACUGAUGAGAAACAGUGUCUACUUCCCUAAAGUUCGUUUCUAUGGAAAGCGUUGCAUAUCAUACUCUUUUGACAGUUGUAGAUACUAUCCGCGUAAGCAGUGUCAUGACUGGGGAGAUCAAGAUCCUUUUGAAAAUAUCUGGAUUGAACCACCCCAAGACUUCUCAAGCUUCAUCUGAAGAAAUCUUGUUGCAAAAGUAUGGUCUAGUUGAGGAUUUAGAAAAAAUUUAUUAAUAUGUGUAGCUUUAACUGCAUUGGAUGGAAAUGCUAUAAAUUUCUGUAUAAGUAGUUGCCUACAAAGUUACUUUGUUGUACUUCUAGAAGUACUAAUGUUGGACUUCUGUUUUCAUUUAUCAUAAGUGCCUGUCAGGUAUAAAUUAUUGCC
Molecule: messenger RNA, 1423 nt
Organism: Corylus avellana
Lineage: Eukaryota; Viridiplantae; Streptophyta; Magnoliopsida; Fagales; Betulaceae
Product: F-box/kelch-repeat protein At1g57790
Molecular function (GO): protein binding
Source: RefSeq, a predicted model, not a curated record